This is a messenger RNA of Diversispora eburnea, 633 nucleotides long. Lineage: Eukaryota; Fungi; Glomeromycota; Glomeromycetes; Diversisporales; Diversisporaceae. The record is from the annotation of a GenBank genome assembly.
AUGUCUAUCGUAACGGUUUUUGUACAAAGUGACAGUGCUUCUUCAGAAAGAAGAUUCGACAAAGGUCUUACUAUCCAGCAGUUAAAAACAAAACUUGAACCUAUCACUGGUGUGCCAGCUAAUUCUCAAUCAUUACAAUUAUAUAACGGGGAUACACUCGUAGCCACUCUUGAAGGAGAUGAUUACAUGUUGGGUGCUUUUCCUGUAGAUAAUUUCAUGAUACUUCGGGUUAUCGACACUAAUCCUAAUAGUCUCAAAAAUCAAUAUACUGAUGUGUCACUUGUGGAAAAGUACGUAAUGCCAGAUGAGGAUUAUUCAAAACGGAAAGAUUCGGUUCUUGCUUUUAAACAACGUAAUAAAUUUGGAAGAUUUGGUGAUGCGAAUUCUUCUUAUUCAGAAUCAACUUAUACUUAUGAAGAUGAAGCUAAAGAUAUCAAAGUUGGUGAUCGUUGUGAAGUUGAUUUUAGUGAAGGUAGUGAAGAAGGUCUUAAAAGACGAGGUGUUGUUAAAUAUGUUGGUGAAACCAAAUUCAAACCAGGUUAUUGGAUUGGUGUACAAUAUGAUGAACCAGUUGGUAAACAUGAUGGAUCUGUUCAAGGUGAAAGAUAUUUUACCUGUUCAGAUAAAACUUGA